AUGUCGGACACGGCCUUGGGCGCGGGGCCCGAUGCCCUCGACGAGACGCUGGGCCGUCUGUCCAAAAAGCCAGGCGUGAGAGCGACCAUUGCUCUCGACCGGGCCUCGGGCGCGAUUUUGAAGACAACCGGUCAAGUUGGCUCAAUCCGGGCCACGCCAGUGCCUGUGUCGCCAGCACCGGGUGCUGGUUCCUUUUCCGACGAAGCAAAUGGGGAGGAUCUCAACCGCGACCAAGGCGCAGAGCAGCUGGCUGCCAUGAUAUGGAAUUUUGUCAGCAACGCCGGGAGCUUUGUCCAGGAACUUGACACGGAGGAUGAGGUAAAAUUGCUGCGGUUGCGGACGAAGAAGCAGGAAUUUGUCAUCGUGCCCGACACAAAAUAUCUACUAGUCGUCGUGCAUGAUACCUCCGCGUGA
This is a messenger RNA of Dichotomopilus funicola, 414 nucleotides long. RefSeq lists its product as uncharacterized. Lineage: Eukaryota; Fungi; Ascomycota; Sordariomycetes; Sordariales; Chaetomiaceae. The transcript has 3 exons. The record is from RefSeq and is a predicted model, not a curated record. Gene Ontology annotation, cellular component: cytoplasm; cytoplasmic dynein complex. Gene Ontology annotation, molecular function: dynein intermediate chain binding. The coding region runs from base 1 to 414 and encodes 137 amino acids. Gene Ontology annotation, biological process: microtubule-based movement.